AUGCUUUAAAACAAAAUUUAUUAGCUAAAUACACCGAGGAGAGGAAUUUCUCGUUCUGAAUCAAUCAAGAAAAAAUUAUUCAAACUAAAUCUUGAUUCAUUGAAAACUCAUGAAACUGAAACUUAAAUGAAUAGCGAUCUGCUAACAACGAGUAGAGCUCAUCAUUAUAAAUCUAUUAGUUCAACAUUAUUCUAAAGAAGGAACAGUAAAUACCCAGCAAUUUUGUAACAGUUAUAAUAAUAAUACUCAACAGCAUUCAAAAAUAAAGAACUUGAUAAAGCAAUCGAUGCAGUUGUAGAUGUUAUGAUUUUACAUGUUGUAAGAGACAACAUUUUAGGACUACUAAACACUUACAUAUUGGUGGCAGAAACCUAUUUAAAAUUCACAUAUUACUCUUCAGCUAUUCAAACCUACACAUAAUUAUUGCAUUUAUGUGAUAUUUGUAAUGAUGUUGAAGAAGUCUAGAAAUCAUUUCGAUUGAAAGUGUUACUUAAACUAAGUAUCAUAGCACACAAUUUAAAAAUGCAUGAGACAGCAGUCAAAAUAUUAAAGAAAUUACUGCAAUAUUCGUGGCAUUUUAAAGAUAAGUAUUUAGAGGUUGUGUGCUUUGAUAAACUUGGAUAAGAAGCCUACUUGCAGGCAAAUUUAGAGAAAGCAUAGUUUUAUCAUUGCAGAGCUAUUUGGGGAAGAUCAGAGCCUGAAAAUUCUAAUCAUUAUCAGAUAUCCACUUAAAAUAUUGGGUAAUAUCUAAAAAAACUCCCUAAAGGAAUCCAACAUAUUGAUUAGAAUUUAGUAAGUAAAGCUACUUUUCUACCAUUCACAUUUAUCAGUUAAACGCAGAAUCAAUAAAAUAAUAAUAAUUCCUCUUAAUAAUAUUGUGGCAUUGAAGUUACUAAUUACUAUUUGAAAAAUAUGAAUGUUAUUAAACAGCCACAUAGGUUUUUAUCUCAUGUUACUCCAGAAGCAUGUUUCUAAAAAUUAUUUAUUACUUCCUAAUUUGAGUUUGAGAUUUCCACUCCCAGACAAGCGAAAUAGGAUUCUCAUUCCAAUGAUCUAUUAAGAAUCAAUCCAUAAGAUUUGUUUAUUUCAGUCUUAUAAAAUUCAAAUGACAGAGAAGAAAUCCUUUACAUGAAUAAAGUGAAAUAAUAAAAUAAAAUGGGAGGAUUCAUUCCUCCUUCAUCUUAUCGAAUUCAAAAGAAGGAUUAACCUAAGAUUGAUAAAAAGUUAUUGAAAUAACCCUUAAUCAAAAUGAUAAAUGAAAGGUUAACCAGCCAACCAAAUUUUACAGAAAUAAUAGAAGAAAGAUACCGUGCUGCUAGAAUGAAUCAUAGUAGAGUUCCUCUUAAGGAUUAAGUGAGGAUUUCUCAUUUGAGUCCAAAUAGAGAUUUAUUGAAUUAUGGAGAAUGCUUAUAGGCCACUGCUGACCCAGAUUAAAUGUUUAUUUCUAAUGUACUAUUUUGA
Molecule: messenger RNA, 1461 nt
Organism: Paramecium tetraurelia
Lineage: Eukaryota; Ciliophora; Oligohymenophorea; Peniculida; Parameciidae
Exons: 3
Molecular function (GO): protein binding
Source: RefSeq, a predicted model, not a curated record